AUGUCUCGUGCCAGUGGUAACAGAAGAAACCUUGCUAUCGGAAUCGAUUUAGGCACAACUUAUUCGUGUGUUGGUGUCUUUCAACAUGGGAAAGUGGAGAUUAUUGCCAACGAUCAAGGAAAUCGGACAACACCAUCGUAUGUCGCAUUUACGGAUACAGAUCGUUUAAUUGGCGAUGCAGCGAAGAAUCAAGCAGCAAUGAAUCCGUCGAACACAGUUUUCGAUGCCAAGCGUUUGAUCGGUCGACGUUUUGACGAAGAAACUGUUCAGAAAGACAUUAAAUUAUGGCCGUUCAAAGUAGUCAGUGGUAAAGAUCGUAAACCAUUCAUUGAAGUGGAAUUCAAAGGAGAAAGAAAACUUUUCUCGCCCGAGGAAAUCUCAUCGAUGGUAUUAACGAAAAUGAAGGAAACUGCCGAAGCUUUCUUAGGUACACAAAUCAGACAAGCGGUAAUCACAGUCCCAGCUUAUUUCAAUGAUUCACAGCGACAGGCAACAAAAGAUGCAGGUACAAUUGCUGGCCUUGAUGUGCUUCGUAUCAUUAACGAACCAACGGCUGGUGCACUUGCGUAUGGUCUCGAAAAGAGACUUCAACGCGAUCAAAACAUUCUUAUUUAUGAUCUCGGUGGUGGCACUUUCGAUGUUUCGAUAUUAACCAUCAGUGGUAGUGAUGAAGGUGGUUCAGUUUUCGAAGUUAAAUCUACUGCCGGUGAUACUCAUUUGGGCGGUGAAGAUUUUGACAAUCGUUUAGUACAACAUUUUGUCGACGAAUUUCGCCGCAAACAUGGCAAAGAUAUUUCCCGACAUACGAAAGCAGUCCGUCGUUUACGAAGUGCAUGCGAACGGGCUAAACGUACACUAUCAUCAUCGACAACGGCUUCGAUCGAAAUCGACUCACUCUUCGAAGGCAUCGACUACAACACACAAAUUAGUCGUGCUCGGUUCGAAGAACUCAACAUGGAUUUCUUCCGAGGAACACUCGGACCUGUUGAACAGGCUCUUCGAGAUGCCAAACUGAACAAACGUGAUAUCGAAGAAGUUGUCUUAGUUGGUGGUUCUACACGGAUCCCAAGAGUGCAACAGUUAUUGUCGGAGUUUUUCAAUGGUAAAACUCUAAAUAAAAACAUCAAUCCUGACGAGGCUGUGGCCUAUGGUGCUGCUGUCCAAGCUGCUAUUUUAGUUGGUGACAAAAGUGAAAUGAUCAAAGACGUUUUACUUAUUGACGUAACACCAUUAUCUAUGGGUAUUGAAACAGCUGGUGGUGUAAUGGCGAAACUGGUUGAACGAAACCAACGUAUUCCACACAAGAAAACGGAAACAUUUACAACCUAUUCGGAUAAUCAACCUGCAGUUUCUAUUCAAGUUUAUGAAGGUGAACGAUCUAUGACGCGAGAUAACCACCUUUUAGGUAAAUUCAAUCUCGAAGGCAUUCCACCAGCACCGCGUGGUGUACCACAAAUCAAUGUUACUUUUGACUUGGAUGUCAAUGGUAUCCUUCAUGUCACCGCAGAAGAUAAGAGCACCGGUCGAAAUAAGAAAAUCGAAAUCAAGAACGAUAAAGGACGCUUGUCGCAAGCAGAAAUUCAACGCAUGGUCAACGAUGCUGAACAAUAUCGCGAAGACGAUGAACGGGCACGUGAACGUGUCAAUGCACGAAAUCGUCUCGAAACGUAUGCCUAUUCAUGUAAACAGGCAGUCGAGAACUAUAAUGGUUCAGCAAUAACCAGUUCAGAUAAAUCCAGUGUAUUGAAUGCAUGCGAAGAAACACAACGGUGGUUAGAUAGAAAUCAACUGGCAGAAAAGGACGAAAUCGAUCAUCAAUAUAGUGCGUUGGAAAGAACAUGUCAAAGAGUGAUGACAAAGAUGCAUGGUGGCGCCGGCGGCGGCAGUAAUGGUAAUCGUGGCGGUUACGCAGGAAAUUAUAAUGGUCAAGGACAAGAUAGUUAUUCGGGACCACGUGUGGAAGAAGUUGAUUAA
Messenger RNA from Adineta ricciae, 1974 nucleotides. NCBI's taxonomy places the organism in Eukaryota, Metazoa, Rotifera, Eurotatoria, Adinetida, Adinetidae. The record is from the annotation of a GenBank genome assembly.